UUGUCGACGCCGAUGCACCGCCACUGCAAUUGCAAUCAGCUUCGGGCUGAAGAAAGCGUAGCCACAGCGCAGCGACCAGUGGCCGAGCAACUAACCUGCCCACAGCUCGGAUGGCGAUUCAGUGCAGAAAUGGCCGUGGUUCGUUACGGAAAUGCAGCAGCAGCCCAGUGCAUCUGGCCUUACCGGUGGAGUGCAGUGUGCAGCAGUUGGUGGCCCUACAUUUUGGUGCUUUGUACGUUGACCCUUCCGCUGAGGGUAGUGGCACGUUCGAGUGAUGCGUUCGGCGGUUAUCCAACCGUUUUCUCAAUUGACGAAGAAGACGGUAUGCUGGAAACGUCUGAGCUGAUCCGUAAGUAUGGCUACCCGGUCGAGCAGUACGAGAUCACCACCGCCGACGGUUACAUCCUAACGUUGACGAGAAUCCCUCCGAUGCGCACCAAAUCCGACCAUUCCCUACCGGUGCUGCUGGUGCACGGGUUGUUUGCCAGCUCGGCCGAUUUCCUCAUCAUCGGGCCGAACAACAGUCUCGCCUACCUGCUGGCCGACCAGGGGCACGACGUGUGGCUGGCCGAUCUGCGCGGCAAUCGGUACUGCCGGCGCCACACCCACCUAUCAUCGGAUAGCCGCGAGUUCUGGGACUAUACCUGGCACGAAAUCGGCUACUACGAUCUGCCCGCCACGAUCGAUCACGUCCUGUCCGUGACGGGGGCAAGGCGCCUCCACUACAUCGGCUACUCGCAGGGUACGACCGUGUUCUUUGUGCUCGCCUCCACCCGGCCCGAAUACAACGCGAAAAUUGCCCGCAUGUACGCCCUCUCGCCGGCCGUCUACGUCCAGCAGGUGCGCAGUCCCAUCUUCCGCUGGCUGGCGGAAAACGGUCCCGCCGUCAAGUGCUUCCUGGACGCGGUCGGGAUGUGGCAGGUGCUGCCCCACAACCCUGUCCAGUACGCACUGCAGCGGACCCUGUGUCCGGCGCGUAUCGCCCGGCCCGUCUGUGUGCAUCUGAUCGAGCAGAUGGUUGGACCGAACCCAAACGGCACGGAUCGGCUAGCACAGCACAUCAUGGCCGGGCACAAUCCGUCCGGUGCGUCCAGCAAGCAGCUGCUACACUUUGCGCAGCUGAAUCGGUGCGGCCGCUUCCAGCAGUUCGCCUACGAGCGGACGGACCAGAACCUGGCCCACUACGGGCGGGAACAGCCGCCGGCGUACAAUUUGUCGGCCGUCACGGCACCGGUCGCCCUGUUUUACGCGCUCAACGAUUGGAUGGUUGGACCGGCGAACGUGGUGCGGCUGGCGGCUGAGCUGCCGAACGUUGUCUCGCUGACCGAGGUGCAGGAUCCGCACUUUAACCAUCUCGACUUUGUGGCGGCCAAACGGGUCCGUGCGCUCGUGUACGACAGCAUUCUGGAGCAGCUGCGCGACUUGUGAAAAGACUGGGAUGUCCGGAACCGUAUCGGUGUGGUGACGGCAUGUAAUUAUAAUGUUUAAUGUUAAUGUUAAUAAAGGUAUUAUCGUGAUUGGUUUGUUACUGUUUCGAUUGACGUGUGUUUCAAUUGUGACAAAUUGAGUUUACUAAUACUGUGUACAAUGUUGACAGGUUUAGGCGGCG
Anopheles arabiensis is the source of this 1609-nucleotide messenger RNA. RefSeq names its product lipase 3-like. Lineage: Eukaryota; Metazoa; Arthropoda; Insecta; Diptera; Culicidae. The record is from RefSeq and is a predicted model, not a curated record. Gene Ontology annotation, biological process: lipid metabolic process. The transcript is spliced from 3 exons. Bases 13 to 1428 code for a protein of 471 amino acids.